AUGGGGAGUCGCGCCGUCCGGGGUGUUGGUGGGAAUGCGUUCGGGGGUCGCGCGCGCAUGGUGGAGGAGGCGGGGGAAGGGAGAGCGUGGUGCGCUUCCCCGACCCCCGCCCGCGACGUGCCGAGGCGUCCUGACCCCCCGCCGCACCCCGGCUGUCCACCGCGUGGCGCUCCUCCAGCGCGUCCAGAAUUUGACCCCCAGCAAGAGCGAGACUUUUACAGAACUCUCUCCUUGUUGAAGAAGAAGGACCCCCGCAUUUAUCAGAAAGAUGCCACCUUCUACAAAAGAACAGUGUCAUCGUCGGAGAGCGAGGAGGAGACAGCCGCUUCCGAGGAGAAAAAGAAGAAGAAGGAGCGGCCCAUGUAUUUAAAGAACUAUGAGCGGAAGGUCAUCUUGGAGAAGGAAGGCAAAUAUGUCGACGAGGAGGACUCAGACGGGGAAACCUCCCAUGGGAGGCUCCAGCCACUCUCGUCGCAGAGUUACGUGGAAGAACAGAACCAGCUCAAGGAAAGCUUCCGGGCAUUCGUAGAGGACAGCGAGGACGAGGACAGUGCCGGGGAAGGUGGCUCCGGGCUACUGCAGAAACGAGCCAAGACCAGGGACGAGAAGGCCCAGGAGGAGGCCGACUACGUGGAGUGGCUCAAGGGACAGAAGGAGAUCCAGAACCCCGAGUCCCUGAAGGAACUGACCCAUCUCAAGGAAUACUGGAACAACCCAGAGCUGGAUGAAGGAGAGCGAUUCCUGCGGGAUUAUAUUCUCAACAAACGCUACGAGGAGGAGGCGGAUGAGGACGAGGAGGAGGAGGAGGAAGAAGAGGAGGAAGGGGUCCCUGGCCCCCCAGUCCAGCUGGUGGUAGACGACUCCUCGGACGAGGGGGAGCUGUUUCUGAAGAAGCAGGAGGACUUUGAGCACAAGUACAACUUCCGCUUCGAGGAGCCGGACUCGGCCUCGGUCAAGACCUACCCGCGUAGCAUCGCGUCCUCCGUGCGGCGCAAGGACGAGCGCAGGAAAGAGAAGCGGGAAGAGACUCGGGAGCGAAAGCGGAGGGAGAAGGCCAAGAAGCGGGAGGAGCUGAAGCAGCUGAAAAACCUGAAGAGGAGGGAGAUCCUGGCCAAGCUGGAGAAACUGAGGCAGGUCACCGGCAACGACACGCUGGGCUUGGAGGAGGGGGACCUGGAGGAUGACUUCGACCCCACCCGGCACGACCAGCUCAUGCAGAAAUGUUUCGGCGCGGAGUACUACGGCACCGCGGAGGAGGAGAAGCCGCAGUUCGAGGAGGAGGAGGGGCUCGAAGAUGACUGGAACUGGGACACGUGGGAUGGGUCGGGACAAGAAGGAGCCUGGAGCCAGCAGGAGCCACAUUGCGAAGACCCCGACUUUAAUAUGGAUGCCGACUAUGACCCCAGCCAGCAGCGGAGGAAGAAGCGUGAGGCCCCCUUGACAGGCAAGAAGAAGCGCAAAUCGCCCUUCGCCGAGGCGGUGGGCCAGGAGAAGCCCGUGUUCGACCCAGAGGACAAGACCUUCGAGGAGUACCUGGACGAGUACUACCGGCUGGACUACGAGGACAUCAUUGACGACCUGCCCUGUCGCUUCAAGUACCGCACCGUGAUGCCCUGUGACUUUGGGCUCAGCACCGAGGAGAUCCUGGCGGCUGAUGACAAGGAGCUGAACCGAUGGUGCUCCCUGAAGAAGACCUGCAUGUACAGGUCGGAGCAGGAGGAACUGCAGGACAAGAGGGCGUACACCCAGAAGGCCCAGAACUCGUGGAAAAAGAGACAGAUCUUCAAGUCACUCUGCCCGGAGGAGACAGAGACAGAGACAGCCACAGAAGCCACAGGAAAGCCACAGAGAGAGAAAGUCGCCUCGCAGGGGCAGCUGCCAGCUCCAGAUGGCGGCUGCGGAAAGAGGCCCCGGCCUGAGAGCCCUCCGGCGCAGGAAGAGGCAGCCUCCCUGUCACCCACGAAGUCAGCCCCCCAGAAGCGGAAGAGGGGCAAGAAGGCUCGGCUGCUGGGCCCCACGGUGACGCUCGGUGGCCAUGAGUUCAGCCGCCAGAGACUGCAGGCCUUUGGCCUCAACCCCAAGCGGCUGCACUUUCGCCAGCUGGGCCGGCAGCGGAAGAAGCAGAAGGGGGCCGAGAGCCGCCCCUGAGUCCGAGGGGGCAGGCGGGGACCAGCCCAGGACCCCCAAUCUAAUCAAGUCCCUCCUGCCGGCUAAGCAUAACCCCAAGGCUCCCCAUGGUCAAGGGAGGUUUCCCGUUUCACAGGUGGGGAAGCCGAGGCAGACCAGAAGCAACUUGGAGCCCUCUGUCCACGAGAUCCACCCCGACGCAUGCCCUUACCGGACGCUGAGCUGGGCCCCAGCCAGGCUCGUGUCAAACAGCUUUAUUGGCCCCUCGUGGCCACGUCCCCCCCAGCACAGGGGCUCAGGGGCCAGCGAGGGCACAGGCGGUCCAGUGCAAACUACAGUACUUGAGUCAGGCCCUGAGUGGGUGCCUGGGGGUCCCCCCUCCUUCCCUGCCCUGCGGGGAGGGCUGGGCUGGCGGGAGGCAGGCGGACAGGUUCUGCCCAGCGGUUUCCCUGACGGGUCUCAGCGAGGGUUGUCGAGGGGGUGCAAGAACUGGAAAGCCCACAGCUGCAAGAAUUCAAGCUCCCACCCCCAACACGACAUAAAUAAAAAAAUAAAUAGUGUUGCAUCUCU
Molecule: messenger RNA, 2697 nt
Organism: Tupaia belangeri chinensis (Chinese tree shrew)
Lineage: Eukaryota; Metazoa; Chordata; Mammalia; Scandentia; Tupaiidae
Gene: KRI1
Product: KRI1 homolog
Exons: 20
Coding region: 1-2148 (715 amino acids)
Biological process (GO): endonucleolytic cleavage in ITS1 to separate SSU-rRNA from 5.8S rRNA and LSU-rRNA from tricistronic rRNA transcript (SSU-rRNA, 5.8S rRNA, LSU-rRNA)
Cellular component (GO): 90S preribosome; nucleolus
Source: RefSeq, a predicted model, not a curated record